AUGAGUUCUGUACGUAAGAUUCAAUUAUUAAGUGAACAACAAACAAUCAUGAAUUGUGAUAGUAAGUUUAAUGAUUCAUUUUGGUCAGAAGUUUUUAAAACAGUCGAUAAAAAUCAUGAUGGACGAAUAAAUAAAAAAGAAUUUAAAAAAUUCAUGUUAACUAAUGGCGGUAAAUUUACUACAAGUGAUAUUAAAAAAAUAUUUGCUUAUUGUGAUACAGACAAUAGUGGUUAUAUUGAUUUUUUGGAAUUCAAAAAUUUUAUGGAAGGACAUUGA
Messenger RNA from Schistosoma curassoni, 276 nucleotides. Lineage: Eukaryota; Metazoa; Platyhelminthes; Trematoda; Strigeidida; Schistosomatidae. The record is from the annotation of a GenBank genome assembly.